AUGCUUCGUACCAAGGCAGAGGCGGCAGAAGUGGUGGUCGAUCGAGCGCAGGCGGCAGAGGCGGGAGAUCGAGCGGACGAGGUGGCGGCGGCCGAUUUAACACCAACAACGACGGCGCGCAAAAGCGCGAACACGGGACGCAGCGAGGCCCGAAUCCGCCACACAAAAGGCGGGAAUCCGAGGAAGGGCGAGAAAGAGGAGGCAGAGGACAAGGAGGACAAGAAAGAGUGA
Molecule: messenger RNA, 231 nt
Organism: Bathycoccus prasinos
Lineage: Eukaryota; Viridiplantae; Chlorophyta; Mamiellophyceae; Mamiellales; Bathycoccaceae
Exons: 1
Coding region: 1-231 (76 amino acids)
Source: RefSeq, a predicted model, not a curated record